AGCGAGUAACUUUAAAAUCGGUAUGGUUGACUCAGUUUUGGUAUUACUUUUGUGCUGAGUGUUGUCUGUAUCUUCCUUUGGUAAAUGUACUUAACAUUUUAGACUAUGCCGUAUCUAAUGGAUGAAGAAGUUUCUAGCGAUGAAUCCAUCGAAUGUAAAGAUGUGGAGAUUGAUUACGAAAGUUUGUCCAACAGUACUACAGGACCACCGAGUUAUGCAUCUCUAGCUCAGAAAGAUUCAGCAAAGAAACCGAAAAAUCCAGGUGACUUACAUACGAGUAAAGGAAAGGUGUUGAAUUAUCUCCGGAUACCGAAAGCUGUUGAUUUCAUGUCUCCAGAUCUAACUGAAUAUGUUACAGAAACCCAAAGGGCAGGCCUAAUUGCACAACUUAAAGCUAAUAAAGACUAAUCCUACGAAAUUUCUUAAUUUUUUCUCACAACACAUGCUUAGCCUAAACAAUAGAUGUCUUAAAGUAUAUGUUAAAAAAUGGUACAUAUUGAAUAUAAGUAUGUUUGCCUUGCUGCGUUUUAACUGAACACAUCCAAAUUCUGUAGAUCUGUCAAACCAUGUUUUUGUAUGUUCACGAAUAUUCGAUUAGAUAAUUCAGUAUUAAACAAUGAUGUUUACUGUUUUCUCACCACCUAUGCGAA
Molecule: messenger RNA, 650 nt
Organism: Schistosoma margrebowiei
Lineage: Eukaryota; Metazoa; Platyhelminthes; Trematoda; Strigeidida; Schistosomatidae
Source: the annotation of a GenBank genome assembly